UUAUGGAUGAUGGGGAGACAUGGAAGGUGGCAGAAUGUCUGAUUAAACAUAUCCUACUUUUUCUUGCUGUUGUGGCUUUUUUGGACUGUUGGUUUGUUUUUGAAGCAAGAUCAGGACAAUCACUGAACACAGAGAAAUUGUGAUAGAUUAGUGGUCUUCUAAUAUCACCCAUGGUGUCAAUUUCUAAUCAUGAAGCUUGGCAAACCUAUUUUCUAUAUUCCUCGUUACAUGGCUUCACAGUGUUCUUUAGUUAAAACAUGUUCAGAAACUCAGUUUGAUGGUUGGUCCAUGUGGACCUUGGUGUGUACACAUCCAAAUUGCUGGUGUUCUCCCCACUGUAUUGAUGGAAAGCAUCUCAUGAUUCUAUUCCUUUUUUAUCUUUAUGCUUCAAAGUGAAAAAUGUCCUACUAGAUCGCAACCCAUCCAAGAACUUCUAUGUAGGCCUCAGAUUAUUGAUGGCUGCAAUGCUUGUCCUGCUCCAAAGAGGCUUCUAACCACAUGAAGGAUGUGUAUCUCCGGCCUCAGUGAUACUUUACAUCGUCCGCUGCAAAGAAGACGAGGAAGGAAGCAGCAAGCAAACCAAACCCUCCCCUGAGGCGGAUUCUUCUGCUUCAUCUGCCCUAUUUGCUCUUCGAUCUUGGCGUCGAAUCCCUAACGGUUGAUCUUUCUGGUGGGAAUUUGGCGGAAAGAUGAGCUCCGAUCCGAACAACGACUGCGCGGGGUGGCUUUUCGCCUCGGAUUUCAUCUGGGACGCUCGGAUCAUCGACGGCCCCUCAGCUUCGAGUGCAAUGCUUGGGUUUGAUGUGUUGAGCAAGGAGGACAACUGCCCAAACAAUGGUUCCCGGAAGAAACGAAACCGUGUGGAGUCAUGUGCUGCACCAGGCACAAAAGCUUGCCGUGAGAAACUGCGAAGGGAUAGACUCAAUGAUAGGCAUGUUCGACCACCAUGCAACUGUUGCCAUAUGCUGGAAAAAGCAGCCUGUUUGUUCACGGAGUUGUGCUCGGUCAUGGAUCCUGGAAAGCCUCCCAAGACAGACAAAUCUGCCAUUUUGAGUGAUGCCACUCGUCUUAUGAACCAUUUGCGUCUUGAAGCAGAGAAGCUCAAAGACUCGAAUGAAGCACUCAAAGAUGCCAUAAAGAGUCUGAAGCAUGCCUUGCAGGCAGAGAAAUUGGAGCUAAGGGAUGAGAAAAUGAGGCUGAAGGCUGAGAAGGAGCGGACGGAACAGAUGCUCAAAGCCAUUAGCACUACACCCCAGUUCAUGACUCAACCAGCUGCCGCAACUCGUCAUUCAGCAUCAGUUGCCGCUCACAUCAAAACCAUCCCGCACCCGAACUACAUGCCAAUGGGCAUGUGGCGAUGGAUACCUCCAGCCGCUUUGGAUACUUCUCAGGAUCAUGUGCUAAGGCCGCCUGUUGCUUAGUAACUUUUUCCAAUAUCCUGGCAUUAAAAACACUCAUCAUUUAGCUUGCAUUGGUUGUUAAUGUCAACUUAUCUAAAUGUAUUGCAGAUUUAUCAUCUGUGUCAGAAUUUUUUAGUCUCAUUCAAGUUUUUAGAUCUUGGUAAAUUGUAACAGAACUAAAAUUUUAUGAAGAUGGAAUGGAUGCGUGGACUAUGACCAGCUUGA
Molecule: messenger RNA, 1625 nt
Organism: Musa acuminata AAA Group (dessert banana)
Lineage: Eukaryota; Viridiplantae; Streptophyta; Magnoliopsida; Zingiberales; Musaceae
Product: transcription factor ILR3-like
Exons: 7
Coding region: 690-1421 (243 amino acids)
Biological process (GO): intracellular iron ion homeostasis; regulation of DNA-templated transcription
Molecular function (GO): protein dimerization activity; DNA-binding transcription factor activity
Source: RefSeq, a predicted model, not a curated record